AUGGGUAUUUCUCGGGACUCCAUGCAUAAGAGGCGCGCCACCGGCGGGAAGAAGAAGGCUUGGAGGAAGAAGAGAAAGUAUGAGCUCGGAAGACAGCCCGCUAACACAAAGUUAUCGAGCAACAAGACCGUUCGCAGAGUGAGGGUCCGUGGAGGUAAUGUCAAGUGGCGAGCAUUGAGGCUGGACACAGGGAACUACUCGUGGGGUAGUGAGGCCGUGACCCGAAAGACUCGUAUUUUGGAUGUUGUGUACAAUGCGUCUAACAACGAGCUGGUUAGGACACAGACUUUGGUUAAGGGUGCAAUUAUCCAAGUCGAUGCUGCGCCUUUCAAGCAGUGGUACCUUCAGCAUUAUGGAGUGGACAUUGGCCGCAAGAAGAAGGCCGUCGCCAAGAAGGAAGGAGAGGAGAAUGAGACUGCUGCUACUGAAGAGGUAAAGAAGAGCAACCAUGUCCAAAGAAAACUCGAAAAGCGUCAGCAGGAUCGUAAAAUCGAUCCUCAUAUUGAAGAGCAAUUUGGCGGUGGCCGUUUGUUGGCAGCAAUCUCCUCCCGCCCUGGCCAGUGUGGGCGUGCUGAUGGUUAUAUUCUGGAAGGCAAGGAACUGGAAUUUUACAUGAAGAAACUUCAGAGGAAGAAAGGAAAGAGUGCAGGGGGCGCCUAA
Striga hermonthica is the source of this 660-nucleotide messenger RNA. Lineage: Eukaryota; Viridiplantae; Streptophyta; Magnoliopsida; Lamiales; Orobanchaceae. The record is from the annotation of a GenBank genome assembly.